AAUGCUAUAACAUCUAGCUUUUUGCCAAGAUUAAUUACCCUAUAGUAACAUAUAUGGCCCUGUGUCUUACCUUAAUAUUAAUGUAAUUAUCUGACUAUAUUGAUAAAGUUAUCUCAAUGGAAGGCUAUGUUUGCCUGACAGUUGUGAGUGAGGGCACAAUUAUGCUGAUCGAUUGACUCAUGUUUUCGGUGUUGUCAGACAGACUGACGGAGGAGAAAACGUGGACAGAUCAUUUUACAUUUUCUUCCCCAAUGUUUGAUUUAACCUCGGUGACAGUUUGACAGACAUUUGGUGCUCAACGUAAAAAACAAAAAUUGGAAAGAUAUAGCUAUAAAAUGACGGAACAGUCCUCGCUGUUACUACGUAAACAAUUAGCAGAGCUCAACAAGAACCCAGUGGAGGGCUUCUCUGCCGGCCUUGUAGAUGAUGAUGACAUCUAUCAGUGGGAGGUGGUCGUCAUUGGACCCCAAGACACAUUAUUUGAAGGAGGUUUCUUCAAAGCAACUCUAACCUUCCCCCGUGACUAUCCUCUGAGGCCACCAAAGAUGAAGUUUGUCACAGAAUUGUGGCAUCCAAAUGUGGCAAAAAACGGCGAUGUCUGCAUCUCCAUCCUGCAUGAACCUGGGGAGGACAAGUACGGCUACGAGAAGCCUGAGGAGCGCUGGCUGCCAAUCCACACAGUGGAGACCAUCAUGAUCAGUGUCAUCUCCAUGCUGGCAGACCCUAAUGGAGACUCUCCUGCAAAUGUGGAUGCAGCUAAAGAGUGGCGGGAGGAUCCGACGGGAGUUUUUAAGAAAAAGGUUGCACGCUGUGUGCGGAGGAGUCAAGAGAUGGCAUUUGAUUAAGGAAUCACAACACAGUGGAUAAACUGCACAUGGGAUUUGACAACUGGCAAACCGGGAGUGGUCUUGAAGAACAUGGGGCUCCACUUUAUCAACAUCAGCUGCCUCCCAAAAUGGAAAAGACUUACAGAAUAUUUUAAACCUCUAUUUCCCUUAUUUGUAUCUUGCAGUUUGAUAAUGGUUUUUGAUUUUAUGUAAUUGAAUGGCAUUGGUAUUCAUCCUGCCAAAGGUUCUGUUUUACUUUACAAUAUCCAUCAGGCUACUUCUGGUCAAGCAUCAGCAGUUUUCCUCCCAGGACGAUCAAUAAUUCAGCUUAUUAUCUGCUCACUCGGCAGAAGGAGCAAACCAUCCCUUCUGAUAAAAAACAACAUAUUCUUAGUUUGUUUAGUUUAUCUAUUUAUUUAGAGUGUGACUAUUUUAAAGAUGCAUAUCGUCUGUUUUUGGAGGGAUUUCUUUUGUUCUUUUUUUUUUUUUUUUUCAACCUGCCACACUGAGCCAACCAAACCUUACAGUUAUUUAAUCAAGUAUGCAACUUAGUUUGGAGUGUUUGCCGCCACAAACACUCGGCUUUUGCUCGCCCUACGCGCUCUUAGCGUCCAGCAGAGAAAAGUGUUCCUUGUUUUCCCUGAGGGGGAAACUUCUCACACCAGCACUGCCUUAACUUUAAUUACCAGCAAAUGAAACCAACCUUCAGAAAGACUGCAACUGACUGCUUCUUCUACAUCCUGAAAAAAAACAACUAUUGUGGACAAAUCAAAUAAUAUUCCAAUAAAUAUGUUUUUACUGAAAAAUG
Messenger RNA from Labrus mixtus (cuckoo wrasse), 1635 nucleotides. RefSeq names its product ubiquitin-conjugating enzyme E2 G1-like. Gene Ontology annotation, biological process: proteasome-mediated ubiquitin-dependent protein catabolic process; protein polyubiquitination. Bases 336 to 845 code for a protein of 169 amino acids. NCBI's taxonomy places the organism in Eukaryota, Metazoa, Chordata, Actinopteri, Labriformes, Labridae. The record is from RefSeq and is a predicted model, not a curated record. The transcript is spliced from 6 exons. Gene Ontology annotation, molecular function: ubiquitin conjugating enzyme activity.